AUGAAAGAAACUCACUUUUCAUUUCAUUCUGAUGCGCCAUCUUCACAACAGUCAUCCAGAUUAGCCAGGAUGAACAUCCCUCUUAUGAAUGUGCCAUGCCUCAAGAACUUCUAUCUCAUGCUAUUGUCAUUGCCAUGUAGAGAUGAUAUUAUUGCUUUACAGAUAAUAUCUUGGUCUGCAAAAAAAUCCUUUGCCUUUGUCAAAGAAAUCAUAAUCCCAUGCUUUACUGUAAAUGUUUUAUUUCUUUGUCCAUUUAUACUGGGUAUUUCCAAUAAAAAUUUUCAUCCCAAAUAUAACAAGCCGGCUGAGCAAAAAGUAGCUGGGGAUAUAAAAUAG
Phycomyces blakesleeanus NRRL 1555(-) is the source of this 336-nucleotide messenger RNA. RefSeq lists its product as hypothetical. NCBI's taxonomy places the organism in Eukaryota, Fungi, Mucoromycota, Mucoromycetes, Mucorales, Phycomycetaceae. Bases 1 to 336 code for a protein of 111 amino acids. The record is from RefSeq and is a predicted model, not a curated record. The transcript has 6 exons.